AGGCAGAACGGCACAUCUCUGUUGCCUGGAGAUACAGCAAAACAAAGCCGUCCUCAUGGUGGCCACGGUUUUUAUACUAAUCCCAUAUAGCCAGCAAUAAGCAGUGCUCUCUUCUCAGAGGAAUUGAAGCGAGGCAAGUUUACCCUGCUGGUUUUUACUUACAGGGUUUCCGAGAGAAGCUUGUGCAUUAUUCACAUGGACGGAUCUUUGACAUAGAAGGCCUGUAAUGAUAUGCACACAUAUAGUCUCUGAGACUCACAGACGUGACUGUCUUUGGCUCUAAACUGCUCUGAGAGAGAGAGAGAGAUCCAAUCACAGCAGACACGAUGGUGAAAGGGAAGAAGAAAUCGAAUGAUCCAUCAGGCAGAAAAAUCACACUCAAGAUGGCGAAGAACGCUCUGAAGGUGACUGUAGACGGCAAACGCCGCCUCGACCUCAGCAACAUGGCGAUCGCCACAUUUCCAAAGUGCAUCCUGAAGCUCUGUGACGUAGACGAGCUGGACCUCAGCCGCAACCUUCUCAAGAAGAUCCCAGACACCAUCGACAAGUUUGUGAACCUCCGUUUGCUGGAUCUGCACAGCAACCACCUGGAGCAGGUUCCUGCGGCUAUAGGCCGUCUGCCUAACCUCUACAGCCUCAACUUAUGCAACAACCAUCUGACUACCUUCGGCCUACCGCAUGAGAUCGGGCUCUUGAGGAACCUACAGGUCCUCAACCUGGGAAUGAACCGCAUCGAGACUCUACCUCCAUCUGUGGCUGCUCUCAAAGAGCUUCGUGAACUAGGGCUCUUCAACAACCUCCUGACGCAUUUGCCCAAGUGUGUUCAAAACCUCCCAAAACUGCAGAAGAUGAACGUCAAAUCCAACCCCAUCCCUACGGACGAGCCUUCAGAGGUGGACUGCAUCCAGAGAGUGGAGAGUCUGUACUUAGUGAGGGAGGACUGUCUGUGUACUGACUGCUUUAAGAGGUGUAAGGAGGAAAGGGAGAAGCUUCACAGUCGAAUAAGUGCAUCUUCUACACUAAAGAAGUCCAUCUUUGCGGGUCUCCUAACGCCAAACUCUGUAGCACAGGAGAACCAGGCUUUAUGGAGGUGAACAUGUAGACUAGUUCAAAUCCUGAUAUCUCCCUAUAAUAAGUCUUUGCAAGAUGAUUUGUAAUUGUGUGUGUGUUCAAUGCAAUACAAUGAUGAUUGAGAGAGGUCCGUAACCAGGCCUUGAACAUUGGGGGUACCGAUUUUUUUAUUAUAAAUCAUAAAGAUGUCAUAAAGAGGUCUAAUUCUAGUUUGAACUGUUUGCAAAUAAUAUUUGCAUUAAAAUGUGCACAUACAGUACAGUCCAAAAGUUUGGAACCACUAAGAUUUUUAAUGUUUUUAAAAGAAGUUUCGUCUGCUCACCAAGGCUACAU
Megalobrama amblycephala (Wuchang bream) is the source of this 1404-nucleotide messenger RNA. RefSeq names its product leucine rich repeat containing 18b (gene lrrc18b). Gene Ontology annotation, molecular function: protein binding. The coding region runs from base 327 to 1094 and encodes 255 amino acids. Lineage: Eukaryota; Metazoa; Chordata; Actinopteri; Cypriniformes; Xenocyprididae. The record is from RefSeq and is a predicted model, not a curated record. The transcript has 2 exons.